AUGUUUGAAGAUAUGGAGGUUUUCAGAGAAAAAUUAAUUAAUUUAAAGAAUUUUUCAGAGUGUAAUAAUGAUAUAACAAGAUCACCGGAUUCAUCGGGUGACGAGAACGUUCCAUCUACUUUAUUCAAUUUCCAAAGAGUCAAUACAUUCGAUCAAUUCAUUCCAUCUUCAUCCAAUACACAAUCCAAUUUAAUACCAAACAUCCCUUUUUCUCAGUUUCAAUCAUACUCUCUGAGCAACCAUAGCAGUAGUUGUAACACACCUAGUGGAAGCAGUGCAAGCAGCAGUAGAGACAACUCACCAAGAAAACACUAUCUUCCACCAAGCAAAAGCAGUAAAGUCAAUGAUAUCAUUAAAGUUUUCAAUGAAGAUGAUUGUAAUCCAUCUUCUCCCAAUUCAUCUUCAGAAUGUGAUUUGAAAACACCAUCUUCACCAAUUACAUCACCACUUCCAUCACCAAAUACAUUCGAUGUUCCAUGUCAGCCAUUUUUAUUGUUGGAACAACAUCAGAAGCUGAUGAAAGAUCCAACACUGAAAAAGUCAGAGAAUAUCCCAGUGAAGGAGAUCAAACCGAUGAAGAAGAGAACCAAGAAUCAAAUGGUGCCAAGAGUCAAUCGUUGUGUAUGUGGUUCGACAACACCUGGAAAGGGACCGACAUGCAAGUGGCGAAAAGGUCCAAGUGGCGAGGUUCUCUGCAAUAGUUGUGGUCUUCAGAACAUGAAGAAACCAAAGUGUCCAUUGUGUGGCAAGAUGUACAACAAGAACAAAGAUUCAUCGACGGAGUGUGAUAGCGAUGAGUGGAUUCGUUGUGACGAUUGCAGUCAAUGGGUGAUGACCGAGUGCGAUGGAAUCAAAGACAUCUCUUUGUAUGACGACACUCAACCAAAUCCAUUACACUACAGUUGUCCAAAGUGUCGUAAUCGUCGCAACAAAGAAUUAAAGAAACAACAGAAAUCAACUGCAAAUCCAGCUCCACAACAACAACAACAACAAGUCCAAAUACAACAAUCUCAUCAAACAACACAACAAAAUCAGCAACAACAACAACAUUUGUAUAUAAGUAGAUCAUAUAAACAACAACAACCACAUCAUAGUCAUCAAACACAACAACAACAACAACAACAUAUUCAAUAUUUAACAUCUUCACCAAUUUUAGAUUCACAAAACAAUAGCAGCAAUAACAAUAAUAUUAGAUUAGAAAUAGUAGUAGAUAAUAACAGUAGUCAAUUUUUAAAUAAUGAAUGUUUUAAUAGUAAUAAUUUAAACAAAUGUGUAAAUAGUGAAGAUAGUGAUAACGAGAGAGAAAUAAGAGAAUAUAGAGAAAGACAACAACGAAUCUGUUUUGUUGGAAAACAAAAACAAAAACAACAACAACCAUCAUUCUUUUUACACAAUUACACAGAUGACGUUUCCACUUUUGGACAGUCCAACAAGAAGCAAAAGCAUUUGGUUGAGCGUUAA
This is a messenger RNA of Heterostelium album PN500, 1461 nucleotides long. RefSeq lists its product as uncharacterized. Gene Ontology annotation, molecular function: zinc ion binding; sequence-specific DNA binding. The record is from RefSeq and is a predicted model, not a curated record. Gene Ontology annotation, biological process: regulation of DNA-templated transcription. The transcript has 4 exons. Lineage: Eukaryota; Evosea; Eumycetozoa; Acytosteliales; Acytosteliaceae. Bases 1 to 1461 code for a protein of 486 amino acids.